GAACGAGAGUCAGAGAUAGUAUAAGGUAAGAGAGAGGACGAGAGCAAGGUGAGUGAGGAAAAACUAUAGAGAGAGAGAGUGAGAAAAUAAACAGAGGGAAGACAUAGAGAGAGGAGCGAAGGUAGGUAGAGAAGGAAAGACACUACAGAGACGGAGAGACACAUGAAGGAGGGAGAGACAGAGACACUGACAGAGAGAGGAGACAAGCGAAGACACCACCAGCCAUCAGGGAGAGGAGGGACAGACCUGUAAAGAGAGGAGACAGAGCAGGGAGAGGAGAGGUAGACAGACAGGAGAAGAUUGAGGAAAUAGUAUUCAGUAGAGAGAGGAAGGCACAGACUGAGCAGUAGCCCCGCACUCCACCUCUCUGACACUUUGGGUCCAUUUCGAAGACAUCAGAUCUCUCGCCCAAGCGCCCAUUAUUGAGUUGCAAAACUUGACUGUGAUUCAUGGUCAUUUAGUUGUGGGAGUUUUGCAGCUCGUAAACUGAUGUCAAUCAACCAACGCAAAGUCCACAUGGGUAUCUCCAGCAGAGAGAUUGUCACACUCUGAGUGCUGCCCAUCUGAGAUCACCAAACUCGACGCAGACCUGUUGACCAGACUUGGGAUCUUCCUGGUUUAUAGAUCAGCCACUCAUUGGAAAGACUGGCUGAGCCACCAGAGAAAAUAAAGAACUUACAAAACACUUCACAAAAGAAAAUAAAGACCUUGCAAAACAAUUCAAAGGAAACCUCACACUGAUAUGAAUGAAUGAAUCUUUUUACCACUUGAUUAGACUUCAAAAAUGCUGCCUUCUAAAAGUGUAAUGGUUUAUUCGUCUGACAUUCCAUCUGAGAUCUCGAAUCUUGAUGAACUGACCAUUUCGAGUAAGAAGAGCACUUCAUCUCACGGUGAAAAGAAUGGCUACCCUGAUUACAUCUAUGUUACAGCAGCUAAAAUAUUUCAGAACAUUCAUGCAGAAAAAGAAUAUGAUAGACAACUUGUAAACUAUGGGACGGAUCAAAGUUUAACUGUGCCAGAAAUCAAAGAUGAGAGAGCGCAACGCUGGGUGUACGAGCUGGCCUUUAGCACCCUGAAGUAUCAAGAACUCUUAGAAGAAAUAUUGGUGAACAGUUGUUUUUAUCCAUCUCAGUCAAUUUCCACUGAUCUGACUGGUCUGGUGAUGGUUAUGUUAUAUGAUUUUCAAAAUCGGAAAUUCCAGCCACGCAGCGUCUGUGAAGCAGAUGAUGUAAUAGCUGAUGUUAGAGAUAUAGAACAGCAUCUUCAUAAAUUUAAAACUAAGAUUGCUGCUGCACUAGCUCGAUGUCGGAUUAAGAAUGAUGCAAUCUCCAUUGACUUAAUUCUUCCUGAAGCUGUGAGAAACCAGGAAAAACGAGCUUCUACUUUGCCACUUUACGCCUGGGUAAAUGCAUUAAAGAUCAGCCUUGAAGAUGUGAUGAAUAUACUGGAGCUGGAAGGCUUUCCAAAGGUAAAGUCUGUCAGCGAAUUUCAGGGGCAAUCUUUUUGUCAGGAUCGACACUGCCAGGACCUACUACUUUUCCCUUCUCAGAUAAAAUGUAUGCUCUAUGACCUGCAACUUUUUACCAGUUACAAGCUAGUAAUCCAGGAUAAAACUCGGAGUCUCGCACCACACUCAGUGAAGGCCUUGAUGAAUAUGGAUGAUGAUAUCGUAGUUACUAAUGCAUGUUCACGGCUGACUGUUGCCCAUAUGUCUGUUCUGACUGAUCAGAACUCAUCCAAGGUCUAUGUUUGUGGGGUGAAGGCUGAAUUGCAACAAACUGAACUGAGGAGGCUAUUUGAAGAAAUGGGCUGUAAAAACGUAAAGCUGAUACCUCAGAACUUCACUGACAUUGAGCCUACAGAUCCCCGAUUACAGAAGGUUAAAGUUAUUCUGCUUGUGCCCCAGUGUUCAGCGUCUGGCGUCAGCAACCCAGUGGAUUUUAUCUUAAAUGAGCAUGGAGAUACUGGUUUGCUACAGGAUCUUUCUCAGGGAACAGUGUCAGAAGAGAAGCUCAAUGUGCUGGUAAAGAGACAAGCUGAGGAAUUAAUGCAUGCUAUCAAAUUUCCCAAGGUCCAGGCCAUUGUGUAUUCUACAUGUUCAGUGUACCCUGAGGAAAACGAGCAAAUAGUGAAUCCAGUAUUGGGCAAGAGAAUAGAGGGAAGCAAACUGCAGCCGUACAGACUUAGUGCUCCUGUUAUUCCACUGUGUUGUGCAUCAGAAAUAACCUGUGCUGUUGAUAAAUUCUUCAAGAUUGAGCCAUCAGAACAAGUCAAUGGCUGUUUUAUUGCCGUCUUAACUAGAGAGCGAGAUUCCUCAGCAGUUGUGUCUGUAAAGGAUGUUUUGGCUCGAGCUGCAGCUAAGGGUUUGCUGGAUGGACCUGAACCAAACAAACCAAGGAAGAGAGAAGACAAGCGAAAAAAACCAAAAAGUCUCAACCAGAAGAAAGGAUCUUUCAGUGGAACUCAGUCAAGGAUUACAGAUUUCAUAAAUGAACAAAAAACAGUUGUUGCAAAUGAAAACACUGCCAUGGUCAAAUCAUACUCUGGUGAACAAACCACUGAGUUAAAUUUGGACGCACAAUCAGCCCAGCGAAUAUCUGUUCCUGCCUUACCCAGUCGCCCAAAGAAAAGUAUUACAAGCAUGACUUCAGUGAACAGAUUGUCUGAGAGGAAGGCAAAAAGAGAGAACAAAUUAGUGUUAAAGCCAGUUGAGAUGUUGCUUCCUCCAGUUACAAUACGCUACCUUGGUCCAACAGGAAGUCAUACACGUAGUUUUGGUCAAACUUUUUUUUACCAGUACAACGGACUAAUUAGUCAACCACCGUUCCCAUAUUCACGUAAUUCAUUUAUAACUUCCCUUGGUGUGAAAAGACAAAGAGAUGUAGGUUCAGCGUCAAGGAGGCAGCCCCGCCCCUGGCUAUAAAUGAAACAACAUACUGAGCCAGAAUAUUUCAUUUCAGAUUUUCUGGGUUGUUUAUAUAAAAUAUUCAAUAUAUGUUGCAGUACCUGUGGUUAGUAAUGACAUCCACAGAUUUGCUGAUAGCAAUAAAACUAUUUCAGAAAUGUAUGUGCGCAAUUUUAUCGAUUGAAAACAGGUAUCGUUAACCAAAUGCCCACCAUAUGUUGGCAGCACAAAUAUAUAUAGAUAUUAAUAUAUAUAGUGUAGAUACAAAUAUAUAUAAAAGACAUCCUAUAAUAAUUACAUUAGCAGCUGAAAUGCAGUUAAAUCGUAACCCAGAAUGAACUGUAUUUAAAUUAGCAUUUGUUUUAGCUGCUGAUAUUUGAAUUAAGGUAUACUGCAUAUACUGUGGGAAAAUGAGCCAGAAAAGAAAACAGUAAUUAUUUUCCAUUAAAUGAAUUCAGGUCCAAACCAUGUAUAAUUUCUGUCCUUUCUACAUGAAAUGUGGGAUUCAUUAUGCAUUCCAUGAGACUCUCGGACCUGAAAAUGAAGGAGGAAAGGAGUUGUGUAUAAAAUAAGUGAUUUAUAACAGAAAUGUUAUAUUUACAGGCAAGUGUAUAUGUGCAGGAAUUCCCCAACCCAAAAAAAAGAGAUGGGACUAGGGAGAAAUUCAUCCCAACUGAUUGAGAGGAGAAUGUUAAGUGUGGAAUGUACCCAUAUUCAGAAUAUAACUGCAACACCUAAAGUGAACUGAUUUAACAUCUUAACCUGUUUUACUCUACGUACUUUUAAUUAACCAAUACAGUAACAUUUCUCAGAAUGCAGUUUUCACACAUCCUCUGGAAGUGAACAGGGCCCUCUCAAGUGAAUAAGUUGGUCAUUAAAAUCUGGCACACUAAACAAAAUGGAUCUCUGUCAUUCAGUAUUUAAAGAGAGAGUGGCAUAAUAUACUCCAGAUAAUUUUUUCCCCUGUAAUCAGUGAUUCCAAUAGUUGGAUCAACUCCAGUGCAGUACGUGUUAACACCAGAAAAAACUAUAUGUUGUCUGCAUAUAAGAUUAUUUCUGUACCUGUCUUAACUCUUAACCACCUAAAAGAUUGGACAAAGAGACUAGUUCAAAAAAAGUAAGAGUGGCACUUUUUUACCCUGACAUGACUUCACCAGUGGGUUCCUGAAACUCCAUAUGGGUGGAUAAUUUGUGUAAAGGGUGAUCAUAGCAAAAACUAUCCACUUUGCAACUAAUGCAACCAUUAGUGUCUCAUCCUAGAAAUAGUUUCCUGUUUCACUUCCAUCUGGAGUUGACAGACCAGUUUUUUCCCUCCCUUCUCUACCUCCAAAUGAUUGUUUCAAGUAGCUUUUGAAGGUUUGCCUUUUGUGCACAUAACUCAAUAUUUUAGAUUUCAUUAUAAUAACACUGUGACCCAUUUUCAGAUAAACACAGGACGAAACAUUCAACCUCCAUAUGCAUGUCCAUGUGAAGGCGAGGAGGUUGAGGGAAGGAGGUUUAAGGAUGCAACCUCUAUCUAAAUAAGAACUUGUUUGAGACCAGAAUGCAGCCAAAUUGGGAUUUAAUAAUUUCUGGAACAUAACGUGUCCCUCAUUCUUUCAUCCUUUCCAGAACUAAACACUAUAAAAGUCCAGGUAUGCUUUAGUUGCCCUUUUUGCUAUGUAUCCUGUAAUAUCCUUGAAUGUCUUGAUCAACUCCAUCAAUGGGCUUCUGAGGCAGUCUGUUCCAUAUUUUCACAACUAUGUAAAUAUUUUCUUUCAAAACUGCUAUUAUCAACUUAAUUCUGAUUUUAAGGUUAUGUCUUUCUGAAUAUUUUAACUACAAUGGAGUCAUUCUCUAUUUAUUGUAAAUUGCUAGUACCUGUAGUACCUUGCUAAUUAUUUUGAACAUGUCAAUCAGAUUACACCCUACCUCCUGAUCUCCAAUAAAUAUAACUCCAGUUUACUCGGUCUCAAAUCAUAGUAUGUUCUUUCGUCCCAGAUAUCAUCUUGUCAAAUCAUUGCUGGACUUGCUCAAAGACUUGUAUCUCCUUCCCCAGGUAGGUGUCUAAAAAUGAAGACAAUAUUCCAAAUAAAGUUCAGACUAAUACAAAUCCGCAGCAAAAUUUCUUUGCUGUUAUUUAACAUUUGCCAUAAAGUUUAACAGUCCAUUUAUUCUUUUUGAUUGCUUUCUGCAUGAGUGAACCUGGCUUUGAAAAACCUGUAUACCUGGACCUCUACAUCCCUUUGUUCAUUCUAUAUCCAUUUGGGUGGUUGGACACCUUUUUUGCAUAUGAAUAUGUUUUUACACUGAAGAUUUCUGUACUUUUCAUUAGCACAAACCAUGACUGAGGUAUUUAUUUACCACAAGUGACAAGCAGAAUUCUAUUUUGUUUUCUUUAGAAAAAUGCUAGUGCUUAAGUCAGCUUUGCUUUAGUGAGUUGCACUGCAAAAAAUAAAUGUAUGUACAAUUUGAAAGCGACAAUAUAAGGUGUAGAUUUUUACAUGUGCCUCAUCACCAAACCACAACUACUUAAUUUUGUUCUGAAGAAUUCCUUUGAAGGUGGACAAAUAUAGAUCCCGGGCAAUAUCACAUUUAAAUUCCCAGUCUGUUGCUAAUGAUGUGGGGAAUAUUUUUUCAGUGCAGCGUUUGAAUUUAGUGCCACUAAAUGUGCAUGUUACAUAGCAAAUUUAACAGGUUUCUGUUUAUAAAAGUCUUUAGUAGUUUGGUGUUCUUACCUGAUUUGUUGGAAAGUCUGAGCUUGAAUAAGUCUGUUUAUUUUAUAUAUCUAUGUUAUUUGUGCACAGCAUUUAAUUU
Molecule: messenger RNA, 5701 nt
Organism: Callorhinchus milii (elephant shark)
Lineage: Eukaryota; Metazoa; Chordata; Chondrichthyes; Chimaeriformes; Callorhinchidae
Product: putative methyltransferase NSUN7
Exons: 13
Coding region: 785-2923 (712 amino acids)
Molecular function (GO): methyltransferase activity
Source: RefSeq, a predicted model, not a curated record